CUUCAUUCAUAACUUGUAAGUUAUAAGGAUCUGGAUAGGUCGAGAAGAGGAAACUUGGAAUAAAGUCACUGGUUAUAAAGGGGUGGUUAAUGAGGUUUGAUAUCGGGAGCUAAUAAUAAAAUGGAAUACUUGAUAAGUUUGAACAAAGGGCAAAUGGAUCCUCUCUUCGAAAUACCUGUGCCAAAAUUAGCAUUUAACACUGUUCUUCUACCUUUGAUUGGAUUGAUAUUCUCCAUACUUUGGUCACUAUGUUUUGAUUUCAACAGGACAACGGCUACACAUUGUGGGGUGAUAAAUUAUUUACCAUCGAUCAGCGCAGCAAUUGACCAGCCACCUUCAUCUGUAGUCUGGAAAAUAUGUAUCGCUCUUCAUUCAGCACCAAGACUUCUUAUUGCAGUGAUACACGAAAUGAAAGCUAGAAAAUUGGGUACAUCGAGAUGUCAAAGUAUAAAAGCCUUCUUCAAUUUGAGUUUGAAUACAAUUGAAGUUUUUAGUUUACUCAUUCUCACAAUGAUGUCAUCAACCGAGUAUAAAUUAUGGCACAAAAUUGGCUUUAUAACCUACAUUGCUUCGUCCGUUAUAUAUUGUUGUGGAAGUAGUAUAUGUGGCACAGGAGAUAGAAAGGAGUCUAAAAAGUGGAAAAGAAUAUUAUGUAUCAUCUACCUUCUUUCGCUAUCUUCUUCGAUGUAUUUUUACUAUCGGCACAAUACAUACUGUGAAGAUCAAGUGUACACAUUGUUCGCAUUACUCGAAUAUAUUGUUGUGAUAUCCAAUAUCUUCUUCCAUUACGUGGCAAGCUUCGACUUUCAUAAUUACAGCAUCAGCGUUCAAGAAAAUUGAAGAUUAGAAUACCACUUUACUAAAGUUUGCCGAACAUAUUUUCUAAUCUCUACCCAUUGUCUGCUGGUGAAUGUGGGGUAUGAGAAGAUUCACACUUAUAUUCUGUGACACGUAGGUUAUAUAUAGCCUUGUACUUCACAGAGUUUACAUGCAAUCUGAAGACUGUAAAUCGGAGGAUUGCAAACAUCAUCUUUAAUGGAGAGAAGUUUUGAAAAGAUUUUUGAA
Styela clava is the source of this 1065-nucleotide messenger RNA. Lineage: Eukaryota; Metazoa; Chordata; Ascidiacea; Stolidobranchia; Styelidae. The record is from RefSeq and is a predicted model, not a curated record.